CAGAGCGUUGGUUUGAAAGCGGAACCUUCGAAACAUCGUCGUAUGUUUCUACACGGAUACAUUACGGGGGUGUACUGAUUUGUCGUCAACAUCAACAACUGAAGUUUCAUACUUACACGCCUCACACUGAGCGGAGACAGCCAGCAGUCAGGCAUGAAUGUGAACCAGGGGACGGUGGGCAGCGACCCGGUCAUCCUGGCCACGGCGGGAUACGACCACACGGUCCGGUUCUGGCAGGCCCACAGCGGGAUCUGCACCAGGACAGUCCAGCACCAGGACUCCCAAGUAAAUUCACUUGAGGUCACACCUGACAGGAGUAUGAUUGCAGCUGCAGGUUAUCAGCACAUCCGCAUGUACGACCUGAACUCCAAUAACCCCAACCCGGUGAUCAACUACGACGGAGUCAGCAAAAACAUCACAUCUGUGGGCUUCCAUGAAGAUGGACGCUGGAUGUACACGGGAGGAGAGGACUGCAUGGCUCGCAUAUGGGACCUUAGAUCAAGAAAUCUACAGUGUCAGAGGAUAUUCCAGGUCAACGCUCCAAUCAACUGUGUAUGCCUGCAUCCCAACCAGGCAGAGCUGAUUGUUGGAGACCAGAGUGGAGUGAUCCAUAUCUGGGAUCUGAAGACUGACCACAAUGAACAGCUGAUUCCUGAGCCAGAGGUCUCCGUCAACUCAGUUCACAUUGACCCAGAUGCCAGUUACAUGGCGGCGGUUAACAGCUCGGGUAACUGUUACGUGUGGAACCUCGCCGGAGGCAUCGGAGACGAGGUGACUCAGCUCAUCCCCAAGACUAAGAUCCCUGCACACAAAAAACGCUACUCCCUCCGCUGCAAGUUUAGCCCUGAUUCCACUCUGUUGGCCACCUGCUCAGCAGACCAGACCUGCAAGAUCUGGAGGACGUCCAACUUCUCGCUGAUGACGGAGCUCAGCAUCAAGAGCAACAAUCCCGGAGAGACGUCCAGAGGCUGGAUGUGGGACUGUGCUUUCUCUGGAGACUCGCAGUAUAUUGUCACUGCCUCUUCAGACAACCUGGCUCGUCUGUGGUGUGUGGAGACCGGCGAGAUCAAGAGGGAAUACAGCGGCCACCAGAAGGCUGUUGUGUGUCUGGCCUUCAAUGACAGUGUGCUGGGCUGAAGAGGAGAAGGAGGAGGGAAGAGAUGAAGAGAUGGCAGACAGUCUGUGCAGAGGUGGAAUAAGGACAGAAAAGCUCAGAACGGACUCUUGGGAAGAUGUGCCUCAACUGGGAAUUAAUACAAAUGAUCCCGGAAAAGAUCAUCCUGAGAAAGAGAAGGCUUGUGUUUGAACAUUAUAAUGAAUCUCAGCUGUGAUCCAAGAUAUCUACAGGGCUCUUUCUUGCCAGAUAUCUGUAAGUAUUCAGCAAGGCAGAAAUUCAAGUCAAAAUCCAUCUUAAAGGGCCACACACACUAUUUUUCACCAGCCCUACAGGAAAACUUCUGAACCAACAGUGCAGAAAUUGGUAUAAAUCUGAAAAUACAGUCAUGAAAAAAAUUACUAAACCAUUGUUUCCUUCAAUUUCUUGUUCAUUUUAAUGCCUUGUACAACUAAAGGUACAUUUGUUUGGACAAAUAUAAUGAUAACAACAAAAGUAGCUCAUAAGAGUUUAAGAGAUGAUAGCUAGACAUUUUCCAUGUUUUUCUUGAUAAUAACCAUGGAAAAUGUCUAGAUAUCAGCUAGUAAUUUUUUCCAUGACUGUAUGUUAGUAUUCAUCAACAAUCCUUUGUUUUUUACUUCAUCACUAUAUAAACAAACAGGUGUUUGUUUAUAUAGUGCACCAUAAUAUUUAUUGUAUCAAAGGACCACGUUUCAUGUCAACAUGCAGGAUUUUUUUCUCAUGUUUAAUAUGUGUAAUUCACUCUUUAUUUGCUAUUCUAAGUGAUUUCGCAGUAAAGAUGUAAUUCAAACAUG
Centropristis striata (black sea bass) is the source of this 1929-nucleotide messenger RNA. RefSeq names its product MTOR associated protein, LST8 homolog (S. cerevisiae) (gene mlst8). Gene Ontology annotation, biological process: TOR signaling; regulation of actin cytoskeleton organization. The record is from RefSeq and is a predicted model, not a curated record. Gene Ontology annotation, cellular component: TORC2 complex; TORC1 complex. Gene Ontology annotation, molecular function: protein binding. Lineage: Eukaryota; Metazoa; Chordata; Actinopteri; Perciformes; Serranidae.